Phragmites australis (common reed) is the source of this 2808-nucleotide messenger RNA. RefSeq lists its product as uncharacterized. Bases 1 to 2808 code for a protein of 935 amino acids. NCBI's taxonomy places the organism in Eukaryota, Viridiplantae, Streptophyta, Magnoliopsida, Poales, Poaceae. Gene Ontology annotation, molecular function: protein dimerization activity. The record is from RefSeq and is a predicted model, not a curated record. The transcript has 4 exons.
AUGUAUCCACUAUUCAGUCCAACCAAAGCAACUCGCAAGUCUUCCUCCGUCCGCAACUCAGCCCAAGCCCACGAAGCCCGUUCGGCCGUUCGCCCGUUCCCACUCCACUCAAACCAGUCCACGACCACCAGGACCACCACGCGCACGCGGUCCACCGUCCAGGGCAAGACGGCGCCGGGGCGCGGCGCGGGUGCAGGCGCCGACGCUGGCGCGAGCUUGGCCGAGGUGGCACCGGGGCGCAACGCGGGUGUAGGGGCUGGCGCGAGCCUAGCCGAGGCAGUGCCGGGGAGCAGCGCGGGUGUAGGCGCCAGCGCGAGCUUGGCCGAGGCGGUGCUGGGGAGCAGCACGGGUGCAGGCGCCGGCGCGAGCCUGGCCGAGGCGGUGCCGGGGAGCAGCGUGGGUGCAGACGCCGGUGCGAGCCUGGCCGAGGUGGCGCCGGGGCGCGUCGCCAGUGCAGGCGCAUGCGCGGGCACGAGCCAGACAGCAGCGGCGGCAAGUCAGAAGGGGAAUAUGAAGCUUAUCAAGAGAAAGACUAUUGAUUUGAGAACCAUGUGGAGUAAAGCUGCAAAGUCAAAAAAGACAUCAAUUGAAUCUCCCAGUUCCAUUCAAUUGCCUGUGGCUAACAAUGAUGAUGCAGUUCAUGAAGAGGCUGAAGCGAACGAAGCGGCUCAAGUGGAUGACAGUGAUGAUGGAAUUUAUGAUGUUGACUUGCUUCCGCGUGAUCCUGGGAAGAGGAUUCCAAUUGUAGAUUAUGAUAUCAAUGAUCAAGAUAGGGAUAAUAGUCGUGCUGGUGGAGAUGCUUUUGUGAAUGAGGGAUUUAAAAAUUGGAACCAUAAAGAGGUGUUUAGGAAACAUGUUGGUGAUAUUAAUAGUGCCCACAAUCAAGCUCAAGAGAAAUAUGAUUUCUUUGUGAAACCUAAAACAUCAAUUGAGCAGUCAUUUGCUUCAACAACUAAACAGUACAAGGUUCUUUACAUAGCUCGCUUGACAUGGUCACUUAGGUGCAUAAGGUUUCUCUUGAGACAAGGGUUGGCUUUUCGUGGGCAUGAUGAAAGUGAAGAUUCUAAAAAUAAAGAAAAUUUUCUUAAGCUUUUAAAUUUUCUAGCAAAUAAUUUUCAAGAAGUUAACAAGGUGGUUCUAAAGAAUGCUCCGAAAAAAAGUAAAAUAAUAGACCACAAGAUACAAAAUGAUCUUAUAAGCUCUUGUGCCAAGGAAACUACUAAGUUUAUUAUGGAGGAUCUUGGUAAUGAACAUUUUUCGAUACUUGCUGAUGAAUCUAGUGAUGUGUUCCUAAAUGAACAAUUGGCUCUUUACUUGCGUUAUGUUGAUAAAAAGGGAAAGUCAGUUGAGAGAUUUCUUGGUGUUGUCAAUGUUGAAGACACUACAUCUUCAACACUAAAAACUGCAAUUGAAAAUUUGCUUAUGGAUCAUCAGUUGAGCUUUUCUAUAGUCCAUGGUCAAGGAUACGAUGGAGCUAGUAACAUGAAAGGUCACAUUAAUGGUUUGAAGAAACUUAUAAUAGAUGAGUCUCCUUCUGCUUAUUAUAUUCACUGCUUUGCUCAUCAACUUCAAUUAACUCUUGUUGCUGUUGCUAAGGAGAGUGGUGAUUGUCAAUGGUUUUUUCAACAACUCUCAUAUUUAUUAAAUGUUCUUGGUAAUUCUUGUAAGAAGAUAAGAAUGCUUCGAGUGGUUCAAGCCGAGUCUAUCAUUGAAUCAUUGGAAUUGGUUGAACUUGAAAGCGGUCAGGGUUUGAAUCAAGAGAUGGGUUUGGGAAGACCAGGUGAUACAAGGUGGGGAUCUCACUAUAAAACUAUAUUGCAUAUUAUUGCUUUGUACCAACCAAUUCGAAAAGCUCUGAUCAAGAUUGGGGAAGACUAUAAUGGGACGGAGGCUAUAUCGGCUCAAACUAUGUUGACAUCAUUUGAGUCAUUCGAGUUCGUUUUUAUGUUACAUUUGAUGGAAGAAAUAUUUGGGUACACAGAUGACUUAGGUAAUGCUUUGCAAAAGAGGGAAAAAGAUAUUGUUAAUGCUAUUUCUCUUGUUUAUACCACAAAGGAACAAUUGCAGUUAUUGCGGGAAGAUGGUGGAUGGGAUACUUUCCUUCAAGGUGUCAUUUCUUUUUGUGUGAAGCAUAAGAUCAAAAUUGCUGAUAUGGAUGGUCACUACAAGCCGGUUGGAAGAUCUGCAAGGUUCUAUGGUAAAACUACGAAUAAACACCGCUUUCAUGUUGAUAUGUUUUUAGGUGUCAUUGAUAGGCAACUUCGAGAGCUUAAUGACCGGUUUGAUAAGGUGAACACAGAAUUACUUAUUUGCAUGGCAUCAUUCAAUCCUAUUGAUUCACUUGCUGCAUUUGAUAAGGAGAAUUUGGUUAAGCUUGCUCAAUUUUAUCCUAAGGAUUUCACAAAGGAUGAAAUGUUGAAACUUCCCAAUCAAUUAAGAAAUUAUAUCGCAGAUGUGCGAAUGGAUGAGAGGUUUAAAGAUGUGAAAACUCUUGCCGAUCUUUCUAUUAAGCUUGUUGAAACAAAGAAGAGCGGCACUUUUGAAGUUGUUUACAAGCUUCUCAAAUUGGUGCUAAUUCUUCCUGUAGCGACAGCUAGUGUUGAGAGAGUGUUUUCUUCAAUGACUUAUGUGAAGAAUAAGCUAAGGAAUAAAAUAGGGAGUCAAUACAUGAAUGAUUGUUUGGUCACUUUUAUUGAGCGGGACUUCUUUUUGCAAGUUGAGGAUGAUGUCAUCAUAGCCGCGUUUCAAAAGAUGAGGAACCGUAAAGUUGAAUUAGUGACAUGUGCAGCUUGUGACUUCCUACUCUAG